Molecule: messenger RNA, 2935 nt
Organism: Epinephelus fuscoguttatus (brown-marbled grouper)
Lineage: Eukaryota; Metazoa; Chordata; Actinopteri; Perciformes; Serranidae
Gene: rnf185
Product: ring finger protein 185
Exons: 6
Coding region: 463-1047 (194 amino acids)
Biological process (GO): ubiquitin-dependent protein catabolic process
Cellular component (GO): endoplasmic reticulum
Molecular function (GO): ubiquitin-like protein conjugating enzyme binding; ubiquitin protein ligase activity; metal ion binding
Source: RefSeq, a predicted model, not a curated record
CUCCUCAGGAUCUACUACCGGUUAACGUCAACAUUGGUGCUGCGGAUGCGUGAUGUAACAAACAGUGGGGAUAUUUCUUAACUUAUCGCAACAAGUUUUGCUUUUUAGUUAAAAAAUCACGUUCUGAACGACAGUUUGGAUUAACGCUGUCGUAUUUGUUGUUCGUCGCUUUGUAUUCAGUUAAACCGUCACACGGUUGAACUGUCAGUCUUCUUCGUGUGCUAACGUUAGCAACUCCGUAACCGUUUCUACAUGGGAGCUAGCUAGCUAGCAGCCGCUGGACUUUCUUCGAUAUCACUCCUUUUUUACGAGUUAUUUUUUUGAAACUUCCUGUAGCGUCUUCUCCUCUUUGUUAGCCCCACAUCCCCACCCACUGGGCCUCCCUAUGUACUUACUUUGAGGCGCUGGCUGCCAGCGGAGUCCCCCCACCUGAACCCUCUCGUUGAGUGGAUCUAUCUUUAAAUGGCCACCGCCGCCCCCCCUCCAGCCGCUGGCCCUGCUGCUGCGGCCACUGAAAACACAAGUCCCGGAGCCAGCAGCUCGACUGCGGCCGACAGUGGCAACCAGGACAGCACUUUUGAGUGUAAUAUAUGUCUGGACACGGCUAAGGAUGCAGUCAUCAGCCUGUGUGGACACCUCUUCUGUUGGCCUUGCUUGCAUCAGUGGUUGGAGACCAGACCCAACAGACAAGUGUGUCCAGUGUGUAAAGCAGGCAUCAGCCGAGACAAAGUAAUCCCCUUGUAUGGACGGGGAAGCACAGGUCAACAAGACCCCAGAGAAAGAACGCCUCCUCGACCACAGGGGCAAAGGCCUGAGCCAGAAAACCGUGGUGGCUUCCAAGGGUUUGGCUUUGGAGAUGGGGGUUUCCAAAUGUCGUUUGGAAUCGGUGCCUUUCCAUUUGGUAUUUUUGCAACAGCUUUUAACAUCAAUGAUGGCAGACCUCCUCCAGCGGCUCCUGGGACACCGCAGCACAUGGACGAACAGUUUCUGUCUCGACUCUUCCUGUUUGUUGCUCUGGUGAUUAUGUUUUGGCUGCUGAUUGCAUAAAUGCACGGAGAGACAACUCGACAGAGAUGCGACAUAAUGGCACGCCAUCAUGGUUUGCAAUAAUUUGAUUUUGUCACCUUUCUGAUGUUUUUUUUUUUCUCAUUGACAUGAAGCCAUGUGAGAUUUAAAUGAAACAGGUUUUUCCAAAAUAAAGAUAUCUGUGUUAUUCCCUGGAUAACGACUUUCAAGGUGAAGGUGGUUGCUUAACAUUUUAACUGUAAAUGGUAAUACAUCCUGAUACUGCUGACAGAGAUAUGUCCAGCUGUACUGACACAACCACUUACAUGACUGCCGGGCAGCUAGCGAGAGUGUGGAUGCAACAAUAGUCUGCAGGGCCCUUUUAACCUUAUGUAAGCGACGUAGAAACAAAAGACGCAUGAUAGACACAGGUGUAAAUGGGAAUAUGUCUCAGCUGUCCACCUAUAUUAGGAUCACAAAAAGGCAUGUUUAAACUAUGUGUAAACAGGCUCUGACUGUUGUUUUUAAUCAGACACAUACAUGAGCUCAUUCAGGUGAGAGCAAGUCGAAGAGAUCGUUCUCUGUGCUCUUUUUUGAAUAAUGUUUUAGUACUAUCACUGUAUUUCAAGAUAUACUCUUCUAAACAAAGUAAGACCAUCAGUGCUCUGGUUGGAUUUUCUUUUACACUCUUAAUACCUUAUGUAGUAUAUGAUAAUUUCCUCUCAGCCUAUAUUUGGCCCCUGUGACCCUAUUUGAACCCUAUAAACCACUGAUACUCAACUUACAGCCUGCAGGCCAAAUCUGACCCGUGAUAGGGUGCCAGAUGGCCUCACAACCAUUUCCUUAUUUACAUUGAAAAUAAAAUGGGUCACACUGGUUUUUUUUUUGUACUUUUAUAUAGAUCAUGUGCCAGAGUGCAUAAUAAUAGUAGACAGAUCAAAGCUCCAGUAACACUUGUAUUCAGAACAACUUUAUUGCAAGACCAACACGUACUCUUUCAUCGCCAUCAUGACUCAAGAUGAAGGCCACGAACCAGAACAUGUUGGUUUUGCAAUAAAGUCGUUCUAAAUACUAAAAGUGUGUCUGAAGUUUUGAUCUCCUUUGGCUUAUUUCCCCUCUCCAUUCACUUUGGAAGUAGGUGAAGUUGUGCCAGAAACACUCACCCUCAGCCCUGACUGUCCUCAAAUCCUAGAGACACCUCUGUGUACACCUGAUCUCCUGCGACUGGCCUUCUGUCAUUUUGCAAAAGUGGCCCCGGGCAAAGCAAGUUGAGCCUCUCUGCUUUCACCUAAAGCUUUAAUAGGAAAUUAAUUUUGGUCAGUUGGUCCUUCUCUUACUGAGUGGUCAUUGCAGGAAAAGCACAGGUGUUACUACUAACAUUGAUGAUGGCUCUGUUCUAUUCAAGUGUCCAAUAAGCCAUGACAGUUUGAUCGUUAAAUUUACUACUGUGCUUUUCCUACAUGUUACAAGUCAAAAUGUCUUCCAUGGAAAAUGACCAUCAACAGGUUGCAAAGUAUCAUACAGUUACACUCUGAAUACUAGCAUGUGCCUCCUCCAUGUUGUCUCCCUGAUCUGUCACGUACUAAGUUGUUUUUAUCAAGCUGUACCUGAUCUUAUAAAUUACAUCUCAUCAGAAAAAAAUCCGAAAAUCACACACAUUUUGUGAAAUCAAAACGUUAGACAUCAUCUGUUUAUUUAGAUGACAAUAAAAAAAUAUGUUAAUGCAUGUAAGCAGUUGAAAAUAUUAAUUUAUGAAACAGUGUUCUUCUCUGAAUUGUCUCAUCUUUUCUCUGUCACUGUAAUUAAAUGUACAAUACUGUAAUUAUUACAGAAAUGAAGAUUGGCUGGUUAAAUAUGACCCACUUUUCUAAUUGUAAAUUCCCUCUAUUGACAGUAAAACUAUGUAAAUAAAGCUGUUAAUCAGACUUUA